UAAAAACUUGAGUUUUUUAGUUCUUAAAAUAAAUUUCAGGUGGUAGAUACCGCUUGGUGACAGGUUAUCCCAGGUGACUGCUUACAGUUAGAAAGGUGUUUGAGAUAAGGUAGCGUAUGGUCAGAUCCUGAACACUUAUGGAGUUCAAGGAGUGAUGUGAGUAGGAACCAGGUAUACGCGUAUAUAUGUGCACUUCUGCAGUUAACAGGUUUCCUUUGGGUAAGUUGGCACAUAAAUGAGUUUAUAUUUAUAAAACCUGCCACAUAAUAAUUGCUCUCAUGGAAGAUGACUAAGUUGUUAAUAUCUGCAAGUUUUUUGCUAUCAAAAGUAUUUUGACACGAUGGUCUUAUAUCUGCCAAACCCUAGCUUGAGAAUAAAAGAUAAUAGAAUGCCAGCACGACAGGCAUGAGCCCUGGCAAAUUCUGCCUGAAGGUAUUGAGCAUUGUAGCUUUUUUUCUUCCAAUCCAUGACAGUUGAUUUAGGUGACAUUCAGGGUCUGGGGAAAAUGAGCACUCCAGUCUGGCCUAAAGAUGUUGGAAGAGGAUUUUUACGCUAAGUUUGUGUCCACGUAUCUAGUAUCUGGAAAUUGUUUUAUCUGUAAGACUGGGUACGAUGAAAGGCUGAGGAUUAGAGUGUAUGUGAAGACCCUAGCACAGAGUCACUUGGUGAGAUGACUUCUCUUGUACUUCAGAUUGAUGUCCUUCAGAUGUACCAGAACUAGAAAGCAGUGAUAUAAAUUUAUUCAUUUAUUUUAUUAAUUUUUGGCUGCAUUGGGUCUUUGUUGCUGCGCGCAGGCUCUCUGUUGCGGGGAGCGGGGGCCACUCGUUGCAGUGCGCGGGCCUCUCACUGUGGCUUCUCUGGUUGCGGAGCUUGGGCUCUAGGCGUGUGGGCUCCAGAGCACAGGUCCAGCAGCUAUGGCGCACACAGCAUGUGGGAUCCCCCCAGACCAGGGCUCGAACCCAUGUCCCCUGCAUCGGCAGGUGGACUCCUAACCACUGCGCCACCAGGGAAGCUUGGUAUCAAGACUUUUUAAAGGUCCCUAAGAGAUUCUGAAGUGCAGCCAAGAUUAAGGACCAGUCCUCUGUCUAGACUGAGUCAGUCUUGGUUUUAGGAAUAUUAAAUUCCAAAGUCUAAAAUAGACCGGUCUUCCUCCCCUACCCCAUCCUCCAGGCAGGUGAAUUUCAAGUCUUUAAUGUGACAUAAAGUCCCCAGGUACUCCAUUUAAAAUGAAUCUUUUUUUAUCCCAUUGCAUAAUAUGAAAUUUCUCACCUGCCUUCCUCAAAUGUGAGGUGAGAGUUGGGCCUGUCAUUUUUUCCCCCUCGUCCUCUCAUGUUCUUUCCAGGUUCUCUUCACGUUUUAAUAGAAUGGGCUCAAAUUAUAGACUUCCUAUAAUUUCAAAUUUGAUUGCUAGGAGCUCGCCUGUCAUAGUGUAGAAAAAUUACAUAUGCUGAGUAUUGAGAUGCUGGGAUUGGUGAUUAUUACGUGUAGGUAUAAUGCAACCUUUUUCUAAUUAAUACAUGUGCCUUUGUAUUAUAUAUAAUGUUUAUGUUACUAGUAUUAUAAUAACAUAAAAGAAUUCCUGGAUUUAUUGCUUCAUCUGUAAAAUGAUAAUAGCACCUCAGAGUUGGUGUGAGGAGCAGAAUAAUUUGUAUAAGCCACUUUGAUAUGUAAAGCAUCCAUGAGUUUAUUCAAGGGGGAAAUUUGGGAAGUAAAAAAUAUAAAGGAAGGAAAAAUCACUUGUAACAACAAUAGGGAAGAUCACCGUUCAUGUUUUGCUGUAUCCUGUCAUACAUACAUAAUAUUAGAGGGAAGUAUGGUACUUACUGUUUUAUUGAUAAGUAUACAACUUUUACUGUUGGUUUUUUAAAUUUUAACGGGUGGAGGAAUAGCUGAUGAAAAGAAUUGGGUGGGGAGGGGAGAAGUGCUUUAAGUGGGUUUACUGGAAAUCAGGAGAUCUGAAUUCUGGUUCUGGAUCUGCCACUAAAUGGAUUUAGGGAAUAUUCCAACAUUCUGAGCUUCAACUUCCAGUUCUGUACAACGAGAGUUGGACGUAGAUGCUCUCUGAGCUCUUUCUGAUCCUUUGUGGGUACAAGCUUUUCAAGGGAACUGGGUUUGGGAAAUGUAUAUAAUAAAGUGGGAGCAGAGAACCUUGCUCUUAAAAAGGAAAACAGGGAGCUGGGCCCGACUGCGUUAACACUGCGCACAUUCAGUAACCCACCUUCUCUUCAAUCUCUUGAUUCCUCUUGCAUGGUUCCCUCCUAGACAUCCCUCACCUCUGGACCAUUUAAGCAACUUCCCCCGUAGCCCCGAGAGCCUACCUCGUAGGAUGGGGACAGUACGGUUUGUGUCACAGGGGUCUUUGACAUAACGUAACAAUGCGCAGGGGAGCCCCCACCUAGGACCCUCCGCUCCCUCUAGAAAAGUCCUCGGAGGCUGCGGUGGUUAGGAUGGGGCAUUUUUGCGCGUGUCCCCUGUGGCUGGAGAAGCGCUUCAUCUUGGAUGGAGUGGCCGUGAGCACCAUGGCCCGCACCUAUGAGCACUUGAGGCCUAAGCUCUGGUCGGCGAUUCCACCCUACAACGCGCAGCAGGACUACCACGCCCACCGGUACUUCCGGAGCCGCGUGGUUCCGCCCAUCUUGCGGAAAACCGAUCAGGAUCAUGGCGGUACAGGAAGGGAUGGCUGGAUAGUGGAUUAUUUCCAUAUCUUCGGGCAAGGACAGAGAUACCUCAACAGGAGAAACUGGUCAGGGGCAGGCAAGUGCGACACCUCCCUUUCCAGUCUCACCAUGGUCCCACCUAGGAAGAGUGGUGUGCAUUCCAUAGAGAGAGAAACUGGGCCAUAAAGAGACCUGGUUGGGGGAAGAGACCCAGGGUCUGACUGCAUCCUCUAGCUCUUCUUCUCAUACAUGAGCAGAUGGUGUCACAGUGCUCCCUAUUAGUUAUGGAACAUCCGCUGUAUGUCAGGUGCUUUUUACCCUCAGAGUAUCCCCAGGUUACAGCCAGGGAAAUUGAGGUUUAGGGAGUUAAAAUGAUUUGCUAAGAAGGGCUGAGCUGGGGUUGGAAUUCUCCUCUUUCCAACGAAAGCCUGUGUUCUUCUCACUGCUCCCAGGGCAGGCUGUGUCCUGCUCACUCUCUAGGCCCCAUUUAGCAGCAACAGGAAAAGGGAGAGUUGAGACCUGUUUUUCUGGCAGGGUGAACCCUCCUCCCACCCCAACUCCACCACCCUUUGGCCACAUUCUAGUCACAUGUCCCCUGGCACCAUUGGCCAAAUUGAGCUCAUCCAUUUUCUCCAGCUGGGUCAGAUGCAAGGGGGAAAUUUUCUCUGUUCUCCUGGCAGCAAAGCAAGUUCAGCCAAGCCCAGAAGUUUCUGGCCCUUCCUGUCCCAGCAUGUACCAUUCACGCUCCCCUGCAUGCUAGUCCUAGGAUGAGGCUUGGUUUCUAGGAUGCCAUCUGCCUCCUCCACCUCACCAACCCUUGGCUUUUCAGGAUUGAGGGUUCAGCUGGGACAUGGGAGCACAGUGACUACACCUGGAUUGGCCUCCUAUACCAGCCCAAUGGGAGUGGGGAAAGCAAGAGGGGGCUGAAUACAGGCUCAGGCCUCUCUCUCUGUCCCGCAAGGGCAUUCCCUCCAGCAGGUGACCGGACAUGACAACUAUAAUGCCAAUCUGAAUGCGACCCAGGGGUUCAAUGGUCGGUUUGGCUAUCGCCGGAACACCCCAGCCCUCCGCCAGCGCCCAUCUGUCUUUGGAGAGGUCACCCAAUUCCCUCUCUUCUAACAGCAGCUCUUCUCUUCACACUCCUCGACCUGAAUUUCUGAGAUGUGUAUAUGAACUCUCAGUGUUAUUUGAUAUUAAAACUUUUGUGUGUGUGUC
This is a messenger RNA of Lagenorhynchus albirostris (white-beaked dolphin), 3872 nucleotides long. RefSeq names its product sperm microtubule associated protein 1 (gene SPMAP1). The coding region runs from base 2448 to 2843 and encodes 131 amino acids. The record is from RefSeq and is a predicted model, not a curated record. The transcript is spliced from 2 exons. Lineage: Eukaryota; Metazoa; Chordata; Mammalia; Artiodactyla; Delphinidae.